This is a messenger RNA of Opisthorchis viverrini, 3155 nucleotides long. RefSeq lists its product as hypothetical. Gene Ontology annotation, cellular component: nucleus; MCM complex. The record is from RefSeq and is a predicted model, not a curated record. Lineage: Eukaryota; Metazoa; Platyhelminthes; Trematoda; Opisthorchiida; Opisthorchiidae. Gene Ontology annotation, molecular function: 3'-5' DNA helicase activity; single-stranded DNA binding; single-stranded DNA helicase activity. Gene Ontology annotation, biological process: DNA replication; double-strand break repair via break-induced replication; mitotic DNA replication initiation. The annotation marks the transcript as partial. The transcript is spliced from 14 exons.
GAGCCACCUUCUCGAAGUGAUCCGCUUGCGCCACCAAGUCCAGACUUGGACGAUGCUCCAUUUGAGGAUGAGUCUGCAGCCAUCUUGGGGGACGAUGGUGCUGAGGAAGAAGAGGAAACCGGCGAAAAUCUCUUCGGUGACGACAUGGAGCGCGACUACCGGCCUAUUCCUGAGCUAGAUGUUUAUGAAGCGGAAGGAUUGGCGCCACCUGAUGAAGAGAUCGAGGAGAUGUCCCCCACAGCGCGCGCCGAAGCGGAACGGGAACUGCGACAGCGUGAUCGAGAGCAGGCGCUCGCAGCCGGAGGCCUUCGUCGAGGGUUACUUGCAGAUUUAUAUGGUCCUGAGGAUGAUGAUGAGGUGAUUCCGGCUAGGAGACGGCGUCUUGCAGAGCGUGCAGCAGCAGGCAUGGGCCCUGGAAUGGAAGAACCUGAGGCCGUCCUUGAGAGCAUCGAAAACCUCGAAGACAUGAAAGGAAUGUCAGUUGUUGAAUGGGUACAACAACCAGCCACACGUCAAGAAAUUAAAAACCGUUUCAAAGCCUUCCUCAGAACGUUCCUGGAUGAACAUGAUCGAAAUGUUUAUGCCGAGAGAAUUGUACAAAUGGCUAGGGAAAACAGACAAAGUUUAUACGUUGACUAUCAGCACCUUGCUUCCGCCGAGCAAGUCCUAGCUUAUUUUCUCCCGGAAGCUCCCCAACAUAUCCUGGAAAUAUUUGACGAGGCUGCGCGCGAUGUUACACUUGCGCGGUUUCCUCGUUAUGAUCGGAUUACGAACCGCGUCCAUGUUCGCAUAAAUGACCUACCUCUCAUUGAAGACCUCCGUUGCCUCCGGCACCUACAUCUUAAUCAGCUCGUCAGAACGAGUGGUGUUGUGACCAGCAGCACAAGUGUUUUGCCGCAGUUAAGUGUCGUCAGAUAUAAUUGUUCGAAGUGUGGCUGUUUGCUUGGUCCGUUUGUUCAGAACCAGGCGGGCAGCGAGGUACGCCCAACUACUUGUCCAGACUGCCAGUCUGGUGGUCCUUUUGAGCUCAAUAUGGAACAGACUGUGUUCAAAAACUACCAAAGGAUUACAGUUCAAGAAAGUCCUGGGAAAGUUCCACCUGGUCGCUUGCCGAGGUCUAAAGAUGUCAUCCUACUUGACGACUUAGUCGACGCAUGCAAACCUGGUGAUGAAAUAGAGCUCACUGGGACUUAUACACACAGUUAUGAUGGUUCUCUGAACACACAACAAGGGUUUCCAGUCUUUGCAACCGUUAUUUUGGCCAACAACAUCGUCCGAAAGGACGAUAAAGUCACUGUCGAGAAGUUAACAGAUGAAGACACAAAAGCCAUUCUAAAGCUUUCCCGCGAUGAACGUAUUGCUGAUCGGAUAUUUGCCAGUAUAGCUCCAAGUGUCUACGGACACGAAGAUAUUAAACGGGGAAUCGCUCUAGCGUUGUUCGGUGGGGAGCCAAAGAAUCCAGGAGGAAAGCACAAAGUUCGGGGUGAUAUCAAUGUAUUACUGUGUGGUGAUCCUGGAACAGCCAAAUCUCAGUUUUUGAAAAGUGUUGAGCAGUUGGCUCCACGUAGUGUUUUCACCACAGGGCAAGGGGCAAGCGCUGUAGGCCUGACUGCCUAUGUUACUCGAAAUCCCAUGUCGAAGGAGUGGACCCUGGAAGCCGGUGCCCUCGUCCUUGCAGAUCGUGGAGUUUGCCUGAUUGAUGAAUUCGAUAAGAUGAACGACCAAGAUCGAACAUCCAUCCAUGAGGCUAUGGAACAGCAAAGCAUAUCCAUUAGCAAGGCGGGUAUCGUCACUAGUUUGCAGGCCCGAUGCACUAUUAUUGCAGCAGCCAAUCCUAUUGGAGGACGAUACGAUCCUAGCAUGACUUUCUCGGACAACGUGGAUUUGAGUGAGCCCAUUCUCAGUCGCUUCGAUAUUCUCUGUGUGGUUCGCGAUACGGUAGAUCCGAUUCAGGAUGAAAUGUUGGCACGAUUUGUCGUUGGAAGUCAUAUGCGACAUCAUCCCAAUAUCAGCCAAGAUGAGCAUGCAACGUUGGUCGAACAACUGGCAGAGUCUGGAGCAGCUCGUUCUGGUUCCUCACCAGAUCUUCAGCCAUUGGAACAGGACCUACUGAAAAAAUACAUUAUCUAUGCCAAGGAUCGUAUCCAUCCGAAACUCAACCAAAUGGACCAGGAUAAGAUCGCCGCUGCGUACGCUGACUUGCGACGUGAAUCAAUGAGCACUGGCAGCCUGCCGAUCACUGUUCGUCACAUCGAAUCGGUUAUCCGGAUGUCUGAGGCUCAUGCGCGUAUACAUUUACGAGAGUUUGUUAACGAUGACGAUGUGAACAUGGCGUUACGAGUGAUGCUGGAAUCGUUUGUAUCGACACAGAAGUUCAGUGUGAUGAAAUCUAUGCGACAGACGUUCUCUCGUUUCCUGAGCUUCCGAAGGGACAAUCAAGAAUUGCUACUGUUUUUACUGAAGCAACUUGUGCACGACCGCAUCGCAUUCCAGCGAGUGCGGCACGCUGGAGACCAGGAGUGGCGAAUCGAAAUACCGGAACGUGACCUUGUCGACCGAGCCAAACAGAUUAACAUCAGUGCCGUGCGACCGUUUCUCCAGAGCGAACUGUUCCGGACUCACCACUUUGUCUACGAUGCUAGCCGCAAGGUCAUUCUCCACACUGUUUGAUGGCGUAAUAUUUCAGAUGGUGGCCAACUUUGCGUUCUGAGAGGUUUUCGGACCCUUCUCAUCCACCCUAGAUGUUACUCGAUCGUCGUACACAGAUUAUUUUAUAUACAACCUUUAUGGUAUUUCAUGAGAUUCUUACCUUGUGUCUCGUUGCCUAUCAUGUGGGAUUUUCUCAGCUUACUGAAUCACAUCCCGUUCCAUUGUGGUCGACCUGUAGCGGCGAUGGUAAUUUUUGCCUGUUAAGGCAAUUAUGAAAAACAUGAGCAGUGAUUACUGAUGCGACAUUCUCCCGCUACAGGAGUGUUCGUUUCUCUGACAGCUUUGGAAUUCCCCAGAGUUCCCUGCAACGCUUGUCAUAUUUCUCUUCCUCACCAUCUGGUAUGAUCUAAUUAUCCCACGCACCAGUAGCUUUUGGACCAAGUUAAUCGAUUCUUACAUACUACUUAAAUCUAUUUGUGCUCGUUUAGUACAUCGUACUAUCGCCA